Molecule: messenger RNA, 1900 nt
Organism: Mya arenaria
Lineage: Eukaryota; Metazoa; Mollusca; Bivalvia; Myida; Myidae
Exons: 12
Coding region: 168-1577 (469 amino acids)
Source: RefSeq, a predicted model, not a curated record
CUUAAACUGCGAAUAUAAGUAGUUUAUAAAAGUUAUAAUGAUGACGAUCACAAUUCUUAUCUUUCAUACCAGCACAAGUACAUCAUUACACGAUACAGCCAAGAUAAACACAAGCGAUUCAUUUUAGGUCAUGCUUUCUUUCGAAGUGGAGCUACUCGGCUGACAGUAUGGAUUCAUUACGUUUGCUUGUGUUAGUGAUAGGCUUUCAUGUUAAUAUAUCACAAGGUCUGGUGUGUUUGAAAUGCCAUGACGUCGUUCAACCACGACACUGCAUGACCGCUAUCAGCUGUGCAGAAUCGGAGGUGUGUUACGCAGAAAGAACGGUAAAUGACCUGGACGAGGUCGCUUAUACAUUGGGAUGUACGCCAAAACAGACAUGUUCAAACUCUUCCUCAACCUCUCAGUUCAGCAGAUGCAAACUCUGCUGUGACAGCCCGCUCUGUAACAACGAAGCCUGUGGUGAACCGGGUUACCCGGCAGGUCGAGGACUUCUUUGUUUCAACUGUCAUGACCCCGUACCAGCUGGCAGAUGCCAUAACAUUGACUUUUGUGGAUCAGAGGAGGUAUGCAGUGUGGCUGGAAGAGAAGUAUUUGGGACAAUGGUUUUCUCGUCGAAAUGCCAAUUUGCAUGCGAAACACACCAUUCGGGCGAAAUACUCAUUGGUCGCCGGCAAAUUUCAGAGUUGAAAAGAAGGUCUGGCGACAGCCGUGGUUGUACCGCAUGUUGCUCAAGUGACCUCUGUAAUGACGAAUGCGUCCAAUUAGUGGAUGGAGACUGGGGAUCCUGGGUCGGAUGGACAAAUUGUGAUACGAAAUGUGAAAGAGGAAAGCAGUUCAGGACACGAAUGUGUAACAAUCCUGCCCCGCUUCACGGCGGCGCAAAUUGUACUGGAGAGGGAAUAGAAACCAAAGCUUUCGCUGACUGUUGGGAAAUAAAGCAGCAUCUUGGCAAAGUGCCCUCGGGCGUCUUUCACAUAACAACAUGGAAAUCACACCAAAAUGAGAGUGUUUACUGUGAUAUGAACACCGAUCAUGGAGGAUGGACUGUAUUCCAACACCGCGUUAACGGGAGUGUGGACUUCUACCAAAACUUUUCCUCAUUCGAGAAUGGCUUUGGAUCUCUGCAGGGUGAAUUUUGGUUGGGCCUCAAAUUGGUGUAUGAAAUGACAUCCCGGACAACGAAUGAUCUAAGGAUUGAUAUCGCACGGGCAAACGACAGCACCGCAUUUGUAGUAUACACUGGCUUCAGUGUGGGAGCCGGCACAAAUUAUACGUUACACGUAGAUAAUUCACGGUCAGAAAGUGGUCUUGCAGUGCUUCCAUAUGGAUCCGAGCCGUUUAAUAUCUUCGCGAACAGUUCCGCCUUUUCCACAUUCGACCAUGACAAUGACGUUUGGCAAUCAAAUUGUGCUCUUGUAUUUCAUGGAGCAUGGUGGUACAACCAUUGCAUGUAUUAUUCGAACCUGAAUGGCCAUUACUACACACCAGGAACAUAUGUCGCCAACAGAACCGCUAUGACGUUUGAUAGCAAAGAAUCAUUAAAAACUAGCAAAAUGAUGUUCAGGCCUACAGUAUAGACAUUUUUUACAAACAUGUAUAUGUCUAGUCUAGUUUUGGAAAUAAUGUACUAAAGUAAGCCAUACUUCAUUAGGAUGAAAAUAUGAGUUAGUGUAUUUAAAAUACUAUCAUCGAUUGUAUCUUUAUUUUCAUUGCAUAUUGAGUUACCAUGGUUAUAUUAUAUUUGGAUAUAUUACAGAAUAACACAAUAAUGACACUACUAAUACGGUAUGAUAUGUGAUUAACAUGUGAAAAUCGGUCCUUAUGAGGAUAAAUGACAUGUUCAGUUUUUUUGAAUUUUCUAAAUGUGCUAUGUUUCAAAAAUAAAGUGCUGAAGUUUUAA